AGACUUCCCUCACCAUGACAACCAACAUCAACACGCACCAGGCUACUUCGUCUUAGUCGAUUUUUCAACGUGAGUUUAAGUUCUGUAUUUUCUCAGAUAGCUAGCAAGCUGUAAGUGUUUAACCUCAACAUGAACCGCGAUUACUACGAGACUCUUGAGCUAAACAGAAACGCAACAAAUAUAGAUAUCAAAAAGGCAUACCGACGUCUUGCGUUGAAGUUUCAUCCGUGUAAAAACAAAGAACAUGGAAGUAAGGAGAUUUUCCACCGGCUGGGUGAAGCCUACGAUGUUCUCAGUGACCCAAGAAAAAAGGCAACUUAUGACAAAUUCGGUGACGAGGGACUCAAAGGUGGUAUCCCUGUAGAGUUUACCAAAGGUGGAGCUUGGUCCUCCAAAUAUACCUACCAUGGCAAUCCUGACAAAACGUUCAGACAGUUCUUUGGAGGUGACAACCCAUUUGCAGAUUUUUACACCAUAGAAUCAGCUCUUCAGUUCAGCUCCCUGGUGGUAGGAGUUGAGAAGACACAAGAUUCUCCAAUAGAGAGAGAUCUCCCUUUAUCCCUGGAUGAUCUCUUCCACGGAUGCAUAAAGAAGAUUAAGAUUUCUCGCAGGGUUAUGAAUGAGGAUGAACAAACUUCCAGUAUCAAGGACAAGAUUCUGACUAUCGAAGUAAAACCUGGAUGGACGGAAGGCACCAGAAUCAUUUUCCCCAAAGAGGGAGAUCAGGGACCAAACUGCAUCCCUGCAGACAUUGUGUUCAUAGUGCGGGAGAAGCCCCAUCAUUUGUUUACAAGACAGCUCAGUGACCUCAUCUACAAGGCCAAGAUCUCUCUGGAGAUGGCCCUGACUGGCUUCUCUGUGGAUGUGGAAACGCUAGAUGGCAAGCUGCUCACCAUUCCUGUCAAUGACAUUGUGCACCUGUCGUACAAAAAAGUGCUGAGUGGAGAGGGAAUGCCGCUGCCGCAGGAUCCGACCCAGAGAGGAAGCCUCAUCCUCACCUUUGACGUCGAAUUUCCAGAAAAGCUCUGCGCUGAAAGCAAGCAGCUGAUCAAACAAGCUCUAAAUCUGAAGUAUCCACACUAGUUUAGCUAAAUGUGUUGCACUCCCAAAAACUUCAAAACGUUUGCUGCGUUAGGUGUGAGCCGAAGUGUACACUGAAAGAAAGCUAAAUGGAAGGCAGCUGUUUUCCAGUAGCAAACUUCAGGUAAGCUUCAGCGGUUAUAAUAAAGCUGUUCGGCUGUGAUUCGCUGCCAUCAAA
Messenger RNA from Gambusia affinis (western mosquitofish), 1258 nucleotides. RefSeq names its product DnaJ heat shock protein family (Hsp40) member B13 (gene dnajb13). Gene Ontology annotation, cellular component: cytosol. The coding region runs from base 130 to 1083 and encodes 317 amino acids. The transcript is spliced from 8 exons. Lineage: Eukaryota; Metazoa; Chordata; Actinopteri; Cyprinodontiformes; Poeciliidae. Gene Ontology annotation, molecular function: protein-folding chaperone binding. The record is from RefSeq and is a predicted model, not a curated record.